Cantharellus anzutake is the source of this 807-nucleotide messenger RNA. Its product is annotated as HAD-like domain-containing protein. The coding region runs from base 1 to 807 and encodes 268 amino acids. The transcript is spliced from 8 exons. The record is from RefSeq and is a predicted model, not a curated record. NCBI's taxonomy places the organism in Eukaryota, Fungi, Basidiomycota, Agaricomycetes, Cantharellales, Hydnaceae.
AUGAUCAGAGCUGUUUUCUUUGAUAUAGGGGGUGUUGUCGUGUCCUCGCCCCUCAUUGCCAUCCAUGCAUAUGAAAAAACGUUGUCGCUACCACCGGACUACCUCAACGUUCAAAUUGUGUCUCGAGGAGAAGGUGGGGCUUGGCAACAAUUCGAGCGUGGGGAGCUUCCCAUCUUUGAAUUUUAUGAAUUGUUUGGGCGGGAACUGUCGGAUACCAAGAAGGGGAAUGAAUGGUAUUCCCAACACCUAAGGAAGAAAGGAGUCGACCCUGAAACGGUUGAGCUUCCCAAGUCACUGGCUAUCAAUGGGCGUGAGCUUUUUGGGAUGAUGAUGCGAGGGGCUCAAUACGAUCGAUACAUAAUAGAAGCCAUUGGACACAUUCGCGCUAGCAAAAAGUUUCUUACCAUAGCUCUAACAAAUAACUUUAUCGAGCCCUACAAUUCAAUCCUAGCCACUCCUCCAAGCGCAACAUUCACACCCCAAGAGGAACUCGCCUUCCUAGGCUGGACCGAGGGUGCCGUUCCAAAAGCUCUCAGGGAUUUGUUUGACGACUUUAUCGACUCAAGUCAAGUAGGAAUGCGCAAGCCCGAACCGGAGUUCUUUUUGUAUGCCUGCAAAAAGCAUAAUCUGAAACCGGAGGAAGUAGUCAUGCUUGACGACCUAGGAAUAAACCUCAAGGCUGCCCGUACACUUGGAAUGAAAACAAUACUUGUUCCCAUCGGGGAGACCAAGCAGGCUGUCCUGGAUCUACAGAAUAUUUUAGACAUCUCUCUGUUAAGUGCCGUUGACACUACUUCGAAGCUAUGA